UCCAACCCAAGACAUCCUCCUGCCACUGCUGUGCUGGGGAUGACAACAUAAAACCAGACAUAUCUGGUGUGCUUUUUUAUAUGACCCCAUCCAGCUUUUGGUCUUAUCCUGAGACUUAAAAAGAGGCACAGAUCCAACGUAAGCAAUAGGAAAUUAAAGAUAAAUAAUGUUACAAGAACUGGAGGGAGGGAGAAGCAAGCAAGGAGCAUGGGAUGGUUUGCCAGAGCAGUUUAUUUUUCAGCUCCAUGAUUCAGCACUUCAGCUGAUUUGCUGUUAAUUCUUAGAGCAAGGCUCUUGUGGGAUGGCAGCGGGCAGAGAUUCCUUGGAAGCUGGUCAGGAUGCUAAGUGUUUCCUUUUCCAGCUCUCCCACUUUCUCUGCGGGCAGAUAGCUACUGCACUGCUCUGCAGGUAGGGAAACGGAGGAAUUUCCUUUCCUUUGGCAAGGAAAACAACUUGCCAGGGCCCGCUCUGGCUGUGGGCGGCCCAGGAAGCUCCAAGGCCCCGGGGUGCCCCGAGGAACCGAUGGCGGGAGGCAGGCCGCCGAGCGCUCCCCGGCCGUGCCGCCGGCGGGGUGGCAGGGCCGGGCCUGCCAGAAGCCCCCCAGGUCGGAAGAGCCCAGACGGCAGUGCCGCCUUCCGGACGGGCCAGCAGGGCACCGGGCCGGCGGCGGUGACACAGGCCGCGGGGGGUCCCUCAGCCCCGGGCCCUGCCUGGCCCUCGCUGCCGCUGCCCCUACACCAAGCAGGGGCCCGCGGUCCCUGUCCUGCUUCCUCCCGGCCCAGGGCCUGCCGUUCCCCCGGGGCAGCCGCCUGCCUGGGCCCCGUGCCCCUUCCCCCGGCCAGGCCGCGUUCCCAGCUCCCCCGGCCCCGUCCCGCCCGCCGCCCACUUCCGGCCCGGAAGUCCGUGUCCAAGAUGGCCCCGCGGAACCCGGAAGCGCGGAGAGGCGGUGGCUGCCGGGCGGGAGCCUGACCCCCCCGGGACGCAGGACAUGGUGCAGGGUGAAGAGCACAGAUAAAGAACCUUCCACCACUCCGCAGCCUGUUCCACCUGCCCGGAGGACUUGAUGCGGCAGGACGCAGGCUGAUGCCCUCAGCACACCCUGCCAUGGAUGGGGGGCAGAACUAUCCACAGCACGAGCACCAGCAGUCGGGCAAUACGCUGUACAGCAUCCCUGGCCUCCGCUCCCAGCUCACCUUGCCAGCCGUGGAGAAUUCCAUGCUGGUUGCCGACUCAUGGAGUAGCUGCUACCCUGCCUCUUUCCCAACCUCAUCCUUCCCAAGUGAAAACCAGCAAUAUUUUAAUUCCCCUCGCGAUUUUUAUAUGAAUUCCAUCAGCAGACCACAUUUCUUGGAUACAAACUAUGCAUCUGUGGACCCCACUGACUUCUUACCAAAAAAUGGUGAUUUUCCUCAGGAUUCUUCAUACCUCGUUGAGCUCUCCAACAACUCCCUCUUCUCAUCGCCUGCGGAUUCCCUCUCUGACAUUGCGGAUCCUAAGGACUUCUUGCCUGCCGAUGGUCUGAACCACGUGCCAACACUAUGGGAUAUAAACACACCACAGCAGAACCAAAUAGAGCUCUUCUCACCCAGCAGAUCGUUCACUGGCUUGAACAGUUCGAGUGACCACGUUCCUGCUGUCCCCAGCACCCCGCUCCUCAUAAGCUACCAGUCUCAGGCUCCUGCAGAGGAGGAGGAUGAAGGUGAGGAGGAGGAAACAGAAGAGCUGGGGCAAACAGAGACCUAUGCAGAAUAUAUACCUUCGAAGUCCAAGAUUGGGAAGCACCACCCUGACCUUGUGGUUGAAACAAGCACUCUGUCCAGCGUCCCCCCGCCCGACAUCACCUACAGCCUUUCCCUGCCACGCUCUGUUGCCGACAAAGGGUCACUCUCUGCACUACAGCUGGAAGCAAUCAUUUAUGCCUGCCAGCAACAUGAAGUUUUAUUACCCAACGGGCAGCGAGCUGGGUUCCUGAUUGGGGACGGUGCUGGAGUUGGAAAGGGCAGGACAGUUGCGGGCAUCAUUUUUGAAAAUUAUCUUAAAGGGAGGAAAAAAGCUCUGUGGUUCAGCGUCUCCAACGAUCUCAAGUAUGAUGCUGAGAGAGACCUGAAAGACAUUGAAGCCUCCCACAUUCCUGUGCAUGCUUUGAAUAAGAUUAAAUAUGGUGACACAGCUACCUCAGAAGGAGUCCUCUUUGCCACUUAUUCUGCGCUGAUUGGUGAAAGCCAGGCUGGUGGACAGCACAGGACGCGCUUAAAACAGAUUUUGGACUGGUGCAGGGAAAACUUUGAUGGAGUUAUUGUGUUUGACGAAUGCCACAAAGCCAAAAAUGCCAGCUCUACUAAAAUGGGCAAAGCUGUGCUGGACCUUCAGAACAAACUGCCUCGAGCGAGGGUUGUUUAUGCCAGUGCCACAGGUGCCUCUGAGCCAAAAAACAUGAUUUACAUGAGCCGCCUGGGGAUCUGGGGGGAGGGCACCCCUUUCAGAGCAUUUGAUGAGUUCCUGCAUGCAAUUGAAAAGAGGGGAGUUGGUGCAAUGGAGAUCGUGGCAAUGGAUAUGAAGGUCAGUGGAAUGUACAUUGCCAGGCAGCUCAGUUUCACUGGAGUGACCUUCAGAAUCGAGGAGAUCCCCCUGGAUCAGCAGUACAAGAUUGUCUACGACAAGGCAGCGAAGUUGUGGGCAGAGGCCUUGGUGGUGUUCCAGCAGGCAGCCGACUGGAUCGGUUUGGAAUCUCGGAAAUCCUUGUGGGGUCAGUUCUGGUCAGCUCAUCAGCGCUUCUUCAAGUAUCUCUGCAUUGCUGCUAAAGUCCGGCGACUCGUUGAGCUUGCCAAGGAAGAGCUGGCAAAGGAUAAGUGUAUUGUCAUCGGCCUGCAGUCCACCGGGGAAGCUCGCACCAGAGAAGUACUGGAUGAAAAUGAUGGGCAUCUAAAUUGUUUUGUCUCUGCUGCAGAAGGCGUCUUUCUAUCACUAAUUCAGAAGCACUUUCCUUCAACCAAAAGAAAGAGAGAAAAAGGAACUGGCAUUAAAAGAAAACGGAAGCAGAGGGGCCGCUGUGCCAAGGCUCUGAAGGGCAUGUGUGACCCUGUGGGUGUCAUCAAGAUCAGCGAUGACAGCAGCACCGACUCCGACAUGGGGCUCGACAGUGACUUCAACUCCUCCCCGGAGUCUGUGUUUGAGACAGAUGACGUGAUCUUUGUUGAGCACACCUUCAACGGCUUCGCGGCUGAGGACAGAAGUAAUUUUCACAUGCUGCCUUCCCAGAAAGAGAUGCAUGGCUUGAGAGAAGUAGAACAGGUGGAGAAGAUGAAGAAGGACCUCCUAGCAAAAGUAAAAGCACUGGGCAAAGAGCUACCUCUCAAUACCUUGGAUGAACUGAUCAAUCACUUUGGGGGCCCAGAGCAUGUGGCUGAGAUGACGGGGCGGAAGGGCCGGGUGGUUUGCAGACCAGACGGCUCCGUCAUGUUCGAGUCUCGUGCGGAGCAAGGCCUCUCUAUAGACCACGUCAACCUGAAGGAGAAGGAGCGUUUCAUGAAAGGGGAAAAGCUUGUAGCAAUAAUCUCCGAGGCCUCCAGCUCAGGGAUCUCUCUCCAAGCAGACAGACGGGUGAAAAACCAGAAGCGCCGGGUCCACAUGACGCUGGAGUUGCCCUGGAGUGCAGACCGGGCCAUACAGCAGUUUGGCCGGACGCACCGAUCGAACCAGGUUUCUGCUCCAGAGUACGUCUUCCUUAUCUCUGAGCUGGCAGGGGAGAGGAGGUUUGCAUCCAUCGUGGCAAAACGUCUGGAGAGCCUAGGUGCCUUAACUCACGGAGACCGACGGGCCACCGAAUCCCGAGACCUCAGCAAGUACAACUUUGAGAAUAAGUAUGGUGCUAAAGCACUCGACAGGGUUCUGUCCACGAUCCUCAACCACAUGGAGAACAGGGUUCCUGUGCCCAAGAGCUAUGACCGAGGGGAGGCUGCAUUUUUCCAUGAAAUGAAGCAAGGUCUCAUCUCCGUGGGGAUCUGCUGCAAUCAGAUGAAGUAUGGCACUGUCUCGGUGGAGAAGGACUGUUCCAUCACCAAGUUCCUGAACCGCAUCCUGGGUCUGGAGGUGGACAAGCAGAACAUGCUCUUCCAGUAUUUUUCUGACACCUUUGACUAUCUGAUUGAAAAGGACAAGAAGGAGGGCAAAUACGACAUGGGCAUUCUAGAUUUAGCCCCAGGAGUGGAUGAGAUCUACGAGGAGAGCAAGGAGGUCUUCCUGACCCCUGGACACCCGCAGGAUGGGCAGGUCGUGUUUUAUAAGAUCAGUGUUGACAGAGGCUUAAAGUGGGAGGAAGCUUAUGAGAAGUCACUCAAACUCACAGGAUCCUUCGAUGGGUUCUACCUCUCCUACAAGAUGCGAGGCUACAAACACACCUGUCUGCUGGCUGAGCAGAGCCGUGGCAAGAACUUCAUCCUCUACAAGCCAAAUAUUGGGAAGCAAAGCCAGCCUGAGAGCCUGGACAGUCUGCAGAAGAAGUACCGGCGGGUGCUGCCUGAGGAAGCCAAGGAGCACUGGGAGAGCAGUUACCGCUUCUCCUUGAAGAACUGUAACCAUGCUGCCUGGAACAGGAGCUGUAAGCUGAUCCAGGAGGGGAAGGAGUGCUUCCAGGGCAUGCGCCUGCGUCACUACUACAUGUUGUGUGGGGCCCUGCUGCGGGUCUGGAGCAAGAUCGCCAGCAUCAUGGCAGACAUCACCAACACCAGCUACCUGCAGAUCGUCCGCCUCAAGACCAAGGAGAAGAAGAAACAAGUUGGGAUAAAGAUCCCCGAGAGCUGUGUCCAGAAGGUGCUGGAGGAGCUGAAGCAGAUGGACGAGAACGUGAAGCGAAAGCACAGCCGACUCCUCCAGGCCCAAGAGCAGAGCUCGCAGUUCUCCCUGCCGCUGCACAUCCUGCCACAGCCCCUGGACCUCACUCAGAUGGGGGCCGGGGUCCCCCUGCCCAGGCACCCCCUGUGCCAGGAUGAGAUCCUGGACUUGACCUACAGCCCUCCCAACAACAGCAUUCCCGACGUGGCGAUGAACCCAGAGCACGGUGCGUUGUGCUUCCCCUCGGAGCCCGUUCUCCAACCACACCAGCAGCACAGAUUACCCUUUGGCUUCAGUCACCCUUCUGCCUUCCAGAGCCCGGCCCCUGUCCUGGAGGGAAACGUGCCUCUGAGCUCCUCGCUGCAUGAACACCUGCCUCUGUCUCACCCAGGACCCCUGCAGGCGCUGCAGCAACAGCAGCAGCAGCAGCAGGAAGAUUUUGCCCAAGAGGAUGGGAAUAUCAACUUUAGAGAGAUCCUGGAGGACAUGCUAAGGACGUUAAAUGGGCCCCCCCAGGAGCGCCAGAGUGUGAUCCAGUUCAGUGGGCCUUUCCCAGACUUCUGAAAGUCAGCUGGGCACACCGGGUGAUGCUUGCCCACUGUGGAUCCAUAUCCUUUGGUGCAGAGGUGAGAGCUGGGGAGCCCCGGCUUUUCUACUGGUUUGGACUGAUCCUUUUCUGUUUUUGAGGGAAGAAAAAAAAAACAAAACCCAACAACCUAUAGUUCCUUAAAGCAAAGUUUAUUUAUAUAUAAUAUACAGUCAGGCACGUAUAGAUUUGUAUAUAACAUGCGCUUGGGGGGAGUUGAGUGCUGCCAAGUUCAGCUGCUCUGGACCGAUGGUCUCUGCUGUGGUGGAGUCCUGCUCAAAGGUCAGUGCCCGUGUAGGGCUGAGGAGAGACGCCCCCUCCUCUGUGCCCAUCCCCCUGCAGACUACUGAGUUUCCGAGCUGGGUCGUGCCUUCCCCAGCCCUCCAACCUCCAGCAGCUGCUGCCCCCCGAGCUGGGCAGGGGGCACGGCUGGUCUCUAGAGUGACCUGGUCUGUUACUGAAGGGUGACAGCCCGGUUCCCCCGAGAGCUGGCUGACCAAACCGUAUCCGCAUCGGCUGCUGCCAGCUUUCCCUUGGGAUGCCCCGGCCCUGCUGCGGACCUCGAGGCUGCUCUGGAGGGCUGGCUUUGAAGGAAGGGGUGAAGGGGGGUGCUGUCCCAGAGGAGCUGGGAGCCACGGAGCUGGUGUAUCCCUCUGUGCGGGGCUGAGCAAAGCAAAACUGGCUGUGCCUGCUCUGCCCUUCCUGGGGAGGACACUUCUGGGGCUGCCCAAGCUCUGCGGGAGAGGGCAGGAGCUGGCUGCACCCACCCCCCUGUUUGUCAGUGUGGUGACAGAGCUGGGGACUUUGUCAGAACUCAGCCACACGAGGACCUGGGGGGGGGUUCCCCGGAGCAGAAGGGCCGCGUGUCCCAUCAGCCUGUCCUGCACUUUAGCCUUGCCAGCUCGCCGUGGCCGGCCGUGCUUUGCCCAGCUUGUUGCUGUUGCAUGUUGUCCUUUCAGCUGGCCGCCUCGCUGGCCCUGCUCCAUCGGGCUUGUCCUUGGCUGGGCCACGGACACAGCCCUGGGUGGCUGGACCUGGGCGACCCAGCCCUGCCCACCACUGACCUUGGGGACAGCUGCUCCCAGGCCCCAGAAGGGACGAGUUCCCCAGUGAGCACUGGGGAUGGGCCGUGUCCCUGCUCAUGCUGCAAAUCCAACCUCCGAUACCAAAGAGCAAAGGUCCGCUUUGCAAAGCACUGCCCCAAACAACCCACCAGCCUUUGGCCGGGAGCGGCUGGGCGAGCUGCCUCCUCUCCAGGACAGAGGUGGCCUCCAGCCACCACUGCCACCAUCCCAAAUCCAGCAGCGUCUUCGUCCCGGGGAAACUUUUGUUUUCUCUCUUUUAAUCUAAGGAGUCUGGCAGGCAGCUGCCUGCUGGCAGGGAUGCUCCAGGCCUGGCAGCACCUCUGCCACCCUCCCCUCUGCUCUGUUCCUUUUCUCUGCCUUGAGUCAUCGAGGCAUUUUCUAGAAGUGGCACCAGGAUGUUCUCAGGGGAGCGAUGGGACGCCUUCCCCGGCUGGCCUGGCCGUCUCCAGGGAGGGCCUGGGGCAGGGGGUGCAGCGAGGACAGGCCUUUGCUGGAGUCCCCCGUGCCCUGGCAGGUCACUCUUGAGGGUGCUGGAGCUGUACAGUGUCUGGUGGGGUCCCCUCGCCUUGACCCCCGUCAUGCCCACCUGCCAGGGCUUGGGGACCAGCCAGGCACCCCCUUUGCUGUUGAGAAGUGCUUUGGGUCGGUGUCUGCAGCGUUUGUGCUUCUGCUGAGACGGGAACCGUCUUCCCUGUCACAUGGAGACCGUGGAGCUGCACGUCUGGGCUUGUGUUUGAGGUUGCUCUGGUCCCUGCUUUUCCUUUCGGGGGCUUGUCCUUACCCCCCACCCUCCCCAGCUGGCAUCUGCCUCCCACCAGCCCACCUGGCCAGGGGCAGCCCUGCAGCCAGGGCAGCUCGGGGGUGCGUUUCACUGCAUGCAAGGAAACCUCUUUACCUCAAAGUAAACACCAAAGAUGGGGCGCCCCUGCAUACCCCCGUGCUGCUGCCCGGAGAGGUUUCUGCUUUUCCUGCAGCUUUGCUUGCUUCUUGCCCAGGGAUCGCCGCUUGCUCGGGGUGCCGCAACAGCCUUUUUCCUGGUCCGGAACAGAGCAAGGCUCUCCCCUUCCCCAGACCCUCCUCUAUUUAAAAGCUGUCCCAGUCCACACCACUCGUGGCGAGGCCCUGGCUUCGCCCGCGUCCUGGUUCGUUUGCUCAGUGCUCGCUGAAUUGUCAGCGAGGAGAGAGAAAAAGAUGCCAGGAAAAACCCAUUUCAGAGAGGCUUAAACUCAGGAAUAGCCAGGAGGAUUUCUCCUGCUAGGCACGCUCCGCCAGCCACUUCGCCGCCGUCACCCGGAGCCCUGCCUGGUGGCUUUGACGUUAAUUUUAAAAUAUAUGCAAUUCUCCCUCCUUGAUCUCUGGAAAGACAGAGAGCACCUUCAAAGAAGCCCUUCCCUGCCCCGAUCCUGUGUUUUUGUCAGGGUUAAUAAUAUGUAACAAUAUCUUUUAACUAAAUUAUUAUGCAUUUGUCCUACUGAUUGUAUGUAUUUUUAAAUGAGUCCCUUUUUUUCUUCCCUUACACCUUUUUGUUAGCACUUUUUAAUCCGCUUGUUGUUUGCCUUUGUUUUUCUAUGUGUAUUUAUAAUUAAUUGAGAUGUAUAUAUGUAAAGAAAUUUUUUUAGAAUAUGUGCCUUUGACUAAUAAUUCUUGAAUUUUCUACUUGCCUCAGAAAGAUAAUUUUUCAUUCUGCUCAGUAAAAAUGGAAAGGAAGCCA
Molecule: messenger RNA, 8212 nt
Organism: Falco peregrinus (peregrine falcon)
Lineage: Eukaryota; Metazoa; Chordata; Aves; Falconiformes; Falconidae
Gene: SBNO2
Product: strawberry notch homolog 2
Exons: 32
Coding region: 1084-5394 (1436 amino acids)
Biological process (GO): regulation of DNA-templated transcription
Cellular component (GO): nucleus
Molecular function (GO): chromatin DNA binding; histone binding
Source: RefSeq, a predicted model, not a curated record